AUGGCCUCCAACAACAUGCCAACAUUGAGUGUUUCCACAAACGAGCUUGAAGCCUUAUUCGCUAAAGUUAGAAAUACACAAAAACAAAUUAAAAACAAAAUAUAUCGGCUUAAAGAUGAUAUAGAAAAAUCUUUCAUGGAGAUCAAAAGUAUUAUUGAAGACAACUCCAACAAACUUAUAUCUGCUUUUUCCAAAAGUCGUAAAAGAAAACUUGUUGAUCAUAACAUAGGAACCAAUUUUGUUGAUAUUGAGAAAGACUUUGAAUUAAUGUUUGACCAAUUUGAGUCGUCAGUGACUUAUAUUGAUAAUUUGAUGACAUUGAGUGAUUUGACUAAUAAAAUGACCAAAGAGCAGAAUGGUCGAAGUAGAGAUGGUUGGAUUGGUCGACGUGUACCUCAGUUUUUACAAAAACUGUAUGCCAUUGUAGAGAAAGAAGAAAACAAUUAUUUUGUUUCAUGGAACCUCCCUAAUCGUGAUAGUUUCAUCAUUCGAGACAUUAACGAGUUCGCGACUCAAAUUCUUCCAAAGUAUUUCAAUCAUGCAAACUUUAGUAGCUUCAACACACAACUCAACAUAUAUGGUUUUAGCAAGAUCAGUUGGGAACGUUAUGAAUAUGCGAAUGAAUGGUUUCAAGGAGGAAGAUACGAUUUGUUAGUGAAUAUUAAGAGAAGAGAGAAAAAUCCACUAUUGACUCGUUCAACUAUAAAGUUUUCUUUACUACAAGUAAAAAUGUUCAAGGACCAAUUGAAAACUAUAGAACAAGAGCAAGAGAACAAGAUCACUUGUCUCUCAAACUAUGAAGAACAAAUGAAAAGUUUAGUACAUGAGUCUAAGGAAAAAGUCAUCAACAUGGCAAACAUUGUCAAUAAAAUGAUACUAACAAACAACCAAUACAUUGAAAACAUUAAGAGACCAAAAAUGGACAUUGAAGACAACGUUAUAGGAAAAACAAAAGGACAUGAUCAGGAUGUUGAUGAAUCGGACAUGACAUCAAUUAAUAAGGUUGAAGCACCAACUUAUCUUCUAGAUCUGGAUAUUGAAGACACUUGGUUUCUAUAA
Molecule: messenger RNA, 1059 nt
Organism: Lactuca saligna
Lineage: Eukaryota; Viridiplantae; Streptophyta; Magnoliopsida; Asterales; Asteraceae
Source: the annotation of a GenBank genome assembly